This is a messenger RNA of Durio zibethinus, 893 nucleotides long. RefSeq lists its product as uncharacterized. The record is from RefSeq and is a predicted model, not a curated record. Lineage: Eukaryota; Viridiplantae; Streptophyta; Magnoliopsida; Malvales; Malvaceae. Gene Ontology annotation, biological process: root development; shoot system development.
UUUAUAGAAUCAAUAUAAAGCCAUGGUCAAGACUUUAUUGGCCUCCAUGGCCCCAUCAGCCUGAAUCCCCACGUACUCAAAUUCUACUCAGAGAGACUCCAUUGGUUCUUGUUUAUUUCUUUGUCUUCGACGAUGGCAAACCUGAAUUUCAAUGCUCUUCGAGACUUACAUAAUUCCGCUAAUGACCUCCUUCACUCACCAAUAAUCAAGCGGGCGCUUGUUCUCCAGGGGCAAGAAAAAUGGGUUCAUCAAGUCUAAGAAUCAUCACUGAGAAUGUUGGAUGAUUGUGGCAUUUCCAGAGAUGUUCUUUUGCUUGUCAAGGAACAUGAACAAGACCUGCAAUUCACUUUGCGCAGAGUAAGCACCGAUGAGGCCGAUAUUGGAACCAAAAUUGAAGUUUACAACCGAUAUGCAAAGCAACUAAAGAAAGAGACCCUCAAGUGUUUGCACUUGCUAAAAGGGAUGAGAAACAUGUCUAUCACUUCUGACAUAUCACCUAUUGACGAUAAUCUGUUGAAGGUUGUCGAGGUGCUAAGAGAAGUGAGAGUGACAGCUAUAUCUGUGGUGGAAUCGCUACUGUCCCUCAUUUCUAUUCCCUGGUUGGAUAGGAAAUCAGCUAAAGGGUGUUUCGCAUCAAAGUUCAUGCGAUCGAGUUGCCAGAGCUUUUAUGAUAUAAGCGAUGACAUGGCAAUUCAAAGCGCGAAUAAAAGAUUGGAGGCAGUGGAAAUAACGAUUGAUGAUCUUGAAGCCGAGGUAGAGUGCAUGUUUAGACGUUUGAUCCAGACUAGAGUUCUACGUCUCAACAUACUUACGAACUAAUUAAGACUAUACCCUUAAAUAACUAUUCUUUUCCCGUGGCAAUUGACCCAAGGUUGGCAAUCAUUGUUUUUACG